AUGCCUCCGGCAGCGGCCACGAUGUUUUCUCGUCCAGAGGAAACCCCUAAUUUCUACAAGAUUAUGAAUCCGGUCUCUGAGAUCGUCACAAUCGACGUCGGCGGCCAAAUUUUCCAGACGACCCGGCAGACCUUGAGCCUCGCCGGUCCCAAAUCGCUCUUCUCCCAGCUCGCAGAGUCAACCGGACUCGCCCCUCGGUUCAUCGAUCGGGACCCGGAGCUUUUCUCCGUCCUACUUUCCCUCCUCCGUACCGGGAACCUUCCCUCAAAGGCUAAAGCUUUCGACGUCGAGGAUUUGGUCGAAGAGUCGAAAUUCUACAACAUCGAGUCACUUCUCGUCGAUGCUUUGUCUCACCAUUCUCAUUUCGAGGCAUUCAAUCUCGAGAAAUCGCUGCUUUUGCCGCUCAACGGCCGGGAUUCGCCGUCCACCGUCGCCACGACGCCGUUGGGGACACUGCACGUCGCUCACGGCAGCAAAAUCACGUCGUUCGAUUGGUCGCUGCGGAAGAAGGCGACGAUUCUCACUCAAUUCACAGCGAUGGAUUCCCUAUUGGCCAUCUCCCCAAGCUUGGCAGCCGCCGGAGCCACUGAUUUCUCCGGAUUGCAGAUCCUCGACAUGGAGAAGGGUUUCGUCAGGGAAACCCUAAACUGGGAAAACGUGACGAAGUCGGGGUCAACGGUUCAAGCAAUCGGGUCCUCUCCGGGUCUUCUGUUCUCGAGCUUUGAGUCCAGCCGAAGGAACUCGAAUUGCAUCAUGGUGUACGAUUUGCAGACUUUCUCGCCGGUGACGCAGAUAGGCCAUUACGAGAUAUUCGGCGCCAAUCUUGAUUCCGCAAUCCCUUCCACGAAAUUGCAAUGGGUGGAGAGCUACAACGUGGUAAUGGCAUCCGGGUCACAUUCUGGUCCGUCGGGCAGAUUGGGUAACAUCAAGUUGUGGGAUAUAAGGUCUGGUAAUGUGGUAUGGGAAUUGAAGGAGAAAGUCGAUUGCUUUUCUGAUAUUACUGUCUCUGAUAGCCUUUCUGCAAUCUUCAAAGUUGGGGCGAAUUCAGGGGAAGUGUCCUAUAUGGACUUGAGGAAAUUGGGUGAUGAGGAAUCUAGCAAAUGGGUUUGUGUUGGUGAUGAAAGGAAAGUUGGGAAUGUCAGGAAGGAAGGAGUUGGCUGCAAGAUUGAAGCUCAUGGAAACCAAGUGUUCUGCAGCAAAGAAGGCAAUAUAGAGCUUUGGUCUGAGAUUAUGAUGGGCAGCCGGAGAGCCAGCGAACGGUUGCCUGACCGAGUGUUUAGGAAGAAUUUGAUGGGGAGAGUGAAGGACAUGGGAGGUGCAAGGAUAACCAAUCUGGGUUUUGGAGGGAAUAAAAUGUUUGUUACUCGUAAAGAUCAGCAAUCUGUUGAGGUCUGGCAGAGUUCUGCCAAGGGAUUUUGA
This is a messenger RNA of Linum tenue, 1419 nucleotides long. The record is from the annotation of a GenBank genome assembly. NCBI's taxonomy places the organism in Eukaryota, Viridiplantae, Streptophyta, Magnoliopsida, Malpighiales, Linaceae.